GCUCCAAGAGGCGUGGCCUCAGGCGUCCCACGAGGUGAAGAUGCUGCGGGUGGAACCUGCAGGAGCGGGCGGGAUUCGGGGGCGCUAAAGUCGCAGGAGCCGGGCGGGAAGGAAGAUCCGGAGCGGGGCACAGGAUCAGGAGCUGGAGCCCCCAGAUGCUCCAGAAAGGAGCAGAGCCUUGGGCUCUGCCGGCACCGCGCAGGCCUGGCACGGGCAUCGCUGUUGCUCUCGCCCUUGGAGUCUCCCGGAACCCCCAGCCAGCCCUCACCAGCUCACAGGCCCUCCUGCUGCACGAGGAGCUUCCAUCCAGAACUUUCCCUCUGUGAAGAAGCCAGUGUGUCUGGACAAGUGAAGCCAGCUCCAUGUAUCCGGAAUCCACCACAGGCUCCCCGGCUCGGCUCUCCCUGCGGCAGACAGGCUCCCCCGGGAUGAUCUACAGUACUCGGUAUGGGAGUCCCAAAAGACAGCUCCAGUUUUACAGGAACCUAGGCAAGUCUGGCCUGAGGGUCUCCUGCCUGGGGCUCGGAACAUGGGUGACCUUCGGAGGCCAGAUCACCGACGAGAUGGCAGAGCAACUAAUGACCUUGGCCUACGACAAUGGCAUCAACCUCUUCGAUACUGCGGAAGUCUACGCAGCGGGCAAGGCUGAAGUGGUCUUAGGAAACAUCAUUAAGAAGAAGGGAUGGAGGCGCUCCAGCCUUGUCAUCACCACCAAGAUCUUCUGGGGUGGAAAAGCAGAGACGGAGAGGGGCCUUUCCAGGAAGCACAUCAUAGAAGGUCUGAAGGCCUCGCUGGACCGCCUGCAGCUGGAGUACGUGGACGUGGUGUUCGCCAACCGCCCAGACCCCAACACGCCCAUGGAAGAGACGGUGCGAGCCAUGACCCACGUCAUCAACCAGGGCAUGGCGAUGUACUGGGGCACGUCACGCUGGAGCUCCAUGGAGAUCAUGGAGGCCUACUCUGUGGCCCGGCAGUUCAACCUGAUCCCGCCCAUCUGCGAGCAGGCCGAGUACCACAUGUUCCAGCGCGAGAAGGUGGAGGUGCAGCUGCCUGAGCUGUUCCACAAGAUCGGGGUGGGCGCCAUGACCUGGUCCCCGCUGGCCUGCGGCAUCGUGUCCGGGAAGUACGACAGUGGCAUCCCACCCUACUCCAGGGCCUCCCUGAAGGGCUACCAGUGGCUGAAGGACAAGAUCCUGAGUGAGGAGGGUCGGCGCCAGCAGGCAAAGCUGAAGGAGCUGCAGGCUAUCGCUGAGCGCCUGGGCUGCUCCCUCCCGCAGCUGGCAAUAGCCUGGUGCCUGAGGAAUGAGGGUGUCAGCUCCGUGCUCCUGGGUGCUUCCAACGCAGAGCAGCUCAUGGAAAACAUCGGAGCAAUACAGGUCCUUCCCAAACUGUCAUCUUCCAUUGUCCAUGAGAUCGACAGCAUUCUGGGCAACAAACCCUACAGCAAAAAGGACUACAGAUCCUAAGUUGUCCCGCUGCCCACCAGGACAGUUUCCGGCCCCUCCUCAUCUGUUCGCUGCUUAUGCUGUUUCCACACCAAGUGCAGAGUGGGUUUGCAUCUGAGAGAACCCGCCGUGCCCAAACACCACCGGACACGACCUGCCGGUUGCCUUCAGACACCACCCGCUGCUUUGCCGGACGCUGUCAGGUCUCCCGGGGACAGCCCGUAGCCUGCGCAGCUCCUCCUCCGGGAAGAAACCCAGUUUGUACCCAGCCUUUCAUGGAGACUCCCAAAGCCAAGGUCAGGCCAAGACCUGGCUGGGUCCUCAGGUCAGGCAGGGUGGGCCUCUCCUCUGCCGAGAACCCCAGACCUGGGGAAGGGGUCUGGCACUUCCUGGGGGCCCCUCUGCCAGGGCCCCAGUGGGCAGGGUGGGGCCUCCCCUUGGAGUUUCUCCAGUCCCCCUCUUCCCAUGGGCUCCAGGCACAUUGCUGGGCCUGACCCCAGGCACCUCCCACCACUCUCUCCACCCCGAUCCAGCCCUGUGCCCACUGGGCCUUGGCAGGGGUCAUGGCUACCCAGCUGGCCCUUGGGCCCACACUUAACCCUUGCUGGCAGGGGCAGAGACCCCAGGGGGAUUGGGUGUGUGGUUGGGGACCCACAGAAAUUUGGGGAUCUGAUUUCUGGCUAAUCAUCCCGUUGUGUUCAACCCUGUACACAAUCAAAGAGCCCCCUGCCAGGAGGCCAGGGCACUUGGGAAGGAGCCCUGGGGAGCAGGCCCCUCUGUCCUGACCCAGAAGGCCCGAUGCCAAGCACUAUGACCUGGACCAUGGCUGCAGGCCACAUGGCGGGCAGGGGGAGCAGGCCGGGCCCCGCGCACUUGACUGUGUUCCUCUAGGUUAGCAGGGUCCCUCCUCUAACACUCCUGCCCGCGCCAGGGUGAUGGCUUGGGUUCUGAAGAGGCCAUGCUCAGCCCCUUUCCAGGGAAGGUCUCUGGGGUUUCCAUGCUGCAGGUGCAGGGGCUGGGGGCUGCACCAAACAGCAACACACGCCAUGUAGGAAAAGAACUCAGGGACCCGCGCCCAGGAGAGAUGGCCGGGCUGUUCAUUCCCUUCCACACCCGCUCACCUAGGAUGGUCAGAAGGGAGGGAGGGACACUCAGGCAGAGCGUCAGACCCUUAGCAGCAAGGGGCUGAAGAGAGGGUGACAGCCCAGUGGCCCACAGGUGUGAGGCCAUGUGCUGCCUGGCCACGGUCCUGUGUGGGACCCAGCCUUCUCUAUGUAGGACCAGGGCUGUGCAGAAGCCAUGCCCCUACCCUAGCUAUACCAGCUGGCCCCAGGGAGGACCCCGCUCCUCCACCCCAGUGGGUGUCAUCCACCCACACCCUCCGUGCAGGUGCAGGAACAUCUGUCCUGCCACGCCCUUUGGUGGAGCUGACAUUCCAGCAGGCUUCCCCCUGCCCCUGUCCAGGCUGGGUGGAGGCCUGGGACCGUGGCUGGAAGAAACCCACUGAGACACAGGCAGAGGAGGUGGUCGUGGAAGAGGGAGCCAGGGCACCUGGCUUCCUCCGUCUCCCAGGGCGGCCGGCCGGCCCUGGAGUCCAGAACCCCCACACUGCCCCUGGACCAGACCCUGGGGCUCUUCUCCACCAAGCUCUGCCAUGAGCUUCAACCAGAAGCCACCCUGUCAGUGUCCAGAGGGGGCAGUGUCCCUCUAAGCAGAGGCCACCAGGCUGUAGCCGCCCCCCUCUGUGUGGGGACCUCAGGUGGCUGUCUGGGGACAGGUCACCUGGCCCUGGCUGACGGGUAGUACCCGGCCCUGCCCACUGUGGGGAGGAGGAACGUGAUGUGCCUAGUGCCCUGGGUCGGAGACUGCUGCUCCCCAGGGGCCACUCGAGGGAACGUGGAAUCCCUGCUGGCUGCAUUUCCCCAAGAAAGGGAGCACCCUGGGAGGACCUCGGGAGGCCCACAUGCAUGGUAUCCAGGACCCCGGCAGCCUCUGAAUGGCACCUCCACACCCUGGCUCCGGGGGCUGUUCCUUUAUAGCCACCGCAGGGAGAACAAGGCUGGGGUGGGAGCCCGAUGUGGGAGGCGUUGGAGGGGCCUCUGGGGAAGGAUGGUAGACCAAGAGCUAGACAAGGAAGCCUGAAGCUCUUGGCCUGGGCCAGGGGACCGCCUCGGCUCCCUCCCGACUCCUGCUGCCCCUGUCCUCUCCCGGAAGCACGGCCGAGGCCCUCACCCGGAGAGCUGGACAUAGGAAGAGCCCAGUCCGGGGGCUCAGGCUUCACCGCGGAGAGCAGAGCCCGCUCCCACGUGCCCCGAGCCCAUGGUGAAGGCUCAGGUCCUGUUCUCACCCCGCUGCCAUGUUCGUAACUCGCUCUCUCUCUCAUUUUCUAAUGAUCGUGGUUCUUCCACUAUCUGCGUCCCCCCAGGCAGAGACCACCGGACUUCAGCUUCCGGGACAGCCGCGUAUUUAUGGAAUGACAAAUAAAACCCAAGCCCGUUGGCCUCUG
Messenger RNA from Heterocephalus glaber (naked mole-rat), 3951 nucleotides. It is a transcript of the gene Kcnab2, whose product is annotated as potassium voltage-gated channel subfamily A regulatory beta subunit 2. Lineage: Eukaryota; Metazoa; Chordata; Mammalia; Rodentia; Bathyergidae. Gene Ontology annotation, cellular component: juxtaparanode region of axon; membrane; voltage-gated potassium channel complex. The record is from RefSeq and is a predicted model, not a curated record. Gene Ontology annotation, biological process: regulation of potassium ion transmembrane transport; potassium ion transport; transmembrane transport. Gene Ontology annotation, molecular function: transmembrane transporter binding; voltage-gated potassium channel activity; potassium channel regulator activity.